AGGUUACUGUACUUCAUGUUGACACGGGUAAAGAGGCUGUCGUCCCUCUGACGUCAUUUAUAGCACUGCCAACAGAAGCGAAAGCUAUUCCGUUUCAAGCCAGACCUGCGCAGUUGUUUGGUGUUCCCCAAGGCACUUUGGCCCAAUCUUCUGAAGCGUUGGAAAUGAUGAUACAAAAUGCAACUCAGGUUUGUAAUGGUUUAAUAUAUGCAGGGUGCAUAUAAAGGAAACUUCGCAGUUUGAAGGGAAUGACAAUAUAAAUUUCUAUUUUCUCAUUCGAAAGAACUUUUGCAACUAUAUAUUAACUUCGUUUACCGAUUUUUCAUGUCUUGCUUAGUUCUUGAAAUAUUUUCACCUGAAGUAACGAGAUGAGCAUAUAAAAGUAUAUUUGUUACUUACCAAUAUAUUGAUUGUUACCUGUUUUAAAGGUUUUGAGUGAUCUUGAUAUUUCGAAGGGCAGGCAGAGUAUAGUUUUGCAUGAGUGCAAAAUGAUUAGUGGUGUUUGUCUAGAUAAAAAUAUUGCGUGUCCCUGUUGUGACGUGACAGGCGCAUGCAUAUCUACAAAAAUUGAAGAUGGCGGACAUUUCAUUCCUUUCGAUCAAAAUAUUUGUAGAAGUAAGCAAAAUAUGAAGAAAAACCCCAGAAAAAAGUAUUAUAUAUAGUCUUAAAAGUUCUUUCAAAUGAGAAAAUAAAAAAAUAUAUUUCCAUUUCCCUUUAACCGCUAAACACUUUAUGCAUGCAAACAUGGGUGGCUUAGUGUGUCCACUAGUAUCUUUUCUACUAAAAUUAUUUUCAAAUGCAGGAGAGUUGUUUUUAAAAACCAUUUUGAAAAUAGCUUUAUUUGCUUGUGCACAAAAAUGGAAUGCUUAAAACGCAGUUUGAUUCAGUUUGAAUCGAUAGGAUGCAAGUUUAGAAGGUGUUUUAUGAACUAUCAAAGUACCAGACAAUGGACAACUUGCAUAUUAGACUAAAUUUUAAUCUAAGUAAAGAGAAGGGAUUCAAACACCACGGCUGAAAAGAGUCCAUAAUGAAUUUAGCAAAAUUGCAAAAUUUGGUUGCGAAUUGUUGUAAAGUUUGGAAAAUAUAGUCUUGUAAAGUUUGCAAAUUUUGUAUAUGUUUGUAUUACGUGCGGAAAUUGUUAUCAUUUUCAGCUCAAAAAUGGUAACAAUUUCCGCACGUAAUACAAACAUAUACAAAAUAUGCAAACUUCGCAAGGCUAUAUUUUCCGUAUUUUACAACAUUUCGUAACCAAAUUUUGCAGUUUUACUUAUUUUUAAUAAGUUCUUUACGUGAAUUUACUUUUUUGGCCUAGAUAAAUAAAUUAGUCUAACAUGCAAGUUGUCUACUUGAGGUACAUUAAGUCCGUAGGAACGACCUCUAAAACUUGGACUUUUUUGCCAUGGUAACCUUUCACGUGUAAUUUAUCACACUCAUGACUAAUUUUAUGCAUGGUUGACUUUUUCACAUACUCUUAAGAAAAAAAUGUAUGUGCAUCCCCGUUUUGUAUAAUAGACAAGUGAUUGACGAAUAAUAUACAAGUUCUCUUUUCCAUAUUAGGUUUUGCGAGCAAUUGUUGUGCACGAAAAUACGGACGAGUCUGUUGUCGUCGAAUUAUUCGAUUCUGAAGGGAUUAGCAUCAACAAAAAAUUGCUUGAAAUGGUCAAAACCCAGCGAGAUGCAUCCAUUGUCAAACCAGCUCAUGAGAUGUCUAUGUCAAACCAAAAACUGCCCUCUGUAAAUCGUAAUAUGUCGACCCAGAAUUCGGUUAUACCGAAGGACAAGCUGUUGCCAGCCAUGAACACGACUCAAAACAGUAUGGACCCAAAAAUGCAAAUGUCUAGUUGUAAUUCCACCCGAAAUCAGACACAGCCACCUCAAAACCAGGCUGCAUCCAGCUCAAUUAUGUCAUCUCGAAAUGGGGUCUCACCAAGUAGCUCUGGUCAAGUUUCGCCUAUUCAAACGCCUUUUGAAACAUUUCCUCAAAAGCAAGCUUCACCUAAUCAGGCGUCCUCCCGAAUGCAGGCAUCACCUAAUCCGACAAGCGCCCGAAUGCAGGCUCCACCGAAUCAGGCAUUUGGGCAAAAUCAACCCUUGCCUAAACAGGCACUUCCCCGAAGUAAUUCCAAUCAACCAUUAACCAACAGUCCGGCACAUGCUAACCGAAGCUUUACUCGUAACACGGCCUCUCCUGAUCAGAUCUAUGGACAAAAUCAAGCGCAACCCAAUCGGGCAUUUGGACAAAACCAGGCUUCGUCUCAAAAUCGGGCGUCACCUAAUCAGGCAUUUUCCCAAAAUCAGGGACCAUCUCAAAAUAGGUCGUCACCUAAUCAGACAUUUACCCAAAACCAAGCACCAUCCCAAAAUCAGGCAGGAUCUAAUCAGGCCUCGCCUCGAAACCCGGCGUCACCUAAUCCAGCAUUUGCCAACAACCAAACAUUCCCCCGAGGUCAAAUUUCACCAAAUCAGAACAAUGAUUCGAGCCAAGUAGCGUACAACCACGCAUUUGUCCCAAACCGGACAACUCCAAAUCAAGGAUUCUCACAAAAUCAUCGUUCACCUCUAGUAACCAAUCAGGCAUUUGCUUCAAAGCAGGUCUCUCCCCAAGGUCAAAUCUCACCCAACCAAAACAUUGAUUCGAAUCGAGCACCACAGAGUCGGGCGUUGGGGCAAAGUCAGGCACAACAUCGAAAGCAAUCUUCACCUAAUCAGGCAUUUAGCGAAGGUUCAACCAAUCAAACAUCUAUCCAAAACUGGGCACAAUCUAAUCAGACUUUUAAUCAAAGCCCGGCAUUUGCUAAUCAGGAACCACCUCAAAAUCAGGCACUUCCUAAUCAAACUGCCACCCAGCAUCAGGCAGUAGUUAAUCAGGAAACUGCUCAGAACUCUACCCAAAAUCGAGCAGCGCCGUUACAAGGGCAUCCCGCACAAACCCGCGGCUUUAAUGGGCCUACCAACAGUUUUACAAACACAAUGGAGAAGACUCCACAAAAUACGGUUAUUCAACAAAACAACACAGGCCUUGGAGCACCUACGCCAAACUCUAGAUUUUACAAUGCAGGAAGACCUAAGGCCCUUCAAAAAGACUUUAAUUCCCAGAAUACUAUCGUCACCUCUGCUGACGUCAGGACUGCGUCACAAGAUAUGAUAUCACAAGGCUUUGCAUCGCAGACAAAUACCGCUGAGGGAUUUACAAAAGCAGAUUCUAUUUCACAAAACAUAACAUCACGAAAUGCUAUAUCACAUAGGCCAGCAUCACAAGGUGCAACGCCACAACAUUCUAUGGCACAAAGUGUUACGUCACAAGAUACUUCUGCGUCACAAGGUCCUACGUCAUCUGUCAUGCCACGUGGUUCUACGACUGGUAUGACGUCACAAGGGCAUACGUCACAGGAGUGUUCAUCAACGGUUAUUACGUCACAGAAUGCUGUGUCACGAGAUGUUACGUCCGAGGCUGUGCUAAGUACUACGUCAUCACCAACACAAUCCGGUAAAUCACGAUCAGAUAGCUCGGCAAGCAAAAACUCUUUUCACUCUGACGAAAAUUGGGACGAACCAGGCACAAAUAACAACGAACAUGACACAAAUUUAUCCGAAGUCCAGUCACCAGAUAGCAUCAAUAAUUCUGAUAAAACGAACAAUAAUAGCCCUAAAGACAAGACAAAAGUACAGGUUUUCAAUCAGGUACAAUCAAGUAAGCCAACGUCGCCUACCCAGUCAAGAAAGAAACUAUUGAAAGAAAUGAAUUCAUCGAAAGGCGGAGCGAAGUUCAAAAACUCCGCAAGUCCUGGGAAAUACAUGACAGAAAAGAAAUCAAAACAGUUUACCCCUGGAGGAAUUGAGGCUGGGACCGAGACUAGUAAAAUGGCGCCGACUUCCGAAACGAAUGCGCGCAGUUUCUCAGGAAAAGGCGGGAAAACAUUCCCAAAGCAGAACCUUGAGGCGGGCCGUGCGAGUUUUGCUAACACGAAGAAGCUACAAAUAUUGAAAUUUAAAUUAAUUGAGCAGGAGAGAGUUUUAUCUUGCAGAGGAGAGGAACUACCGCAGCAGGUUGAAAUGUACAAGACUCGUGAGAAACUGGAACUCAUGCUGAAGUAAGUAACCAAGGACGUUGGGAAGGCACCAACAUUGGUAUGUGGGGGGGGGGGAUCGUCUUGUUUUGACCAACUUUUCCAAAGCAAUUUUAACCAGCUCCUAAAAAUUAACAAAAAAUGUUGCUGAUGGGGGGGGGGGGGUUGUCAAAGACAUUAACAAUGCUUGACAUUUUUUUCCAGACAAACAUACUAAAUUUUAUAAAUUGGUAAAAUUGGGAAUGAUUUCACAACCUAUAACAGAUUUCACCAACUUUCAUCUCACUUUGACCACAUUUUACCAUUAACUUUGUUCUCAAACUAUGACAAACUUUUACCAAGUUUGAUCUGCAACUUUAACCAAAAUAUUUAAGCAAAUAUUUUACAUUUUGAAAAACGUUUUGAAUUAUUGGUAUUGCCCCCUCCCCUGUAAGUAACUCUAGCUGCAUGAGUUUUUGACUUACGAUUUGUGGUUACUUUGUGUGGGGUGUGUGUGGGGCAGUUUACUAAACAAUGGGAAAUGACCAGCCUGCUUUGCAAGGCCUGUCACGCUGUACUCCCGUAGCGUUCCAUUUUGCCACUGGAAAUUAUUUGGCAAAUGAAGCACGACAAAUGGCAAAAUUCGCACGGUGCUCGUUUGCACAAACAACUGCAAACUGCACGAUCUGUCGCUUUCAUUUGAUCUCAUCCGUGAGUCGGCCUCAACGGCCUUUGAUCUGUGAUUUUCCUUACCUUUAUCACAAAAUAGGAAAGUAUAGUAAAAGUGUAACUUGAGUUGGUGCCUUUGUUGUUUUACGUCCACGAAAAUUUUAACUCGCUCACACCAAUCCACGCCAUCCUGGCUAGUACAGCCGGAAGGUUUUGGUAGGUACAAAGUGCCGGUUGUACUAGCCAGGAUGGUGUGAUUGAUGACGAAUCGCUUGUAAAAACGCAGACAAAUACUUGCUUGAGUGAGACUUCUGGUGUACCUUCCUAUUCUGUGACUAUGCUAUGCCUUGCCCGCGCCAUAUGUGCCCGUGCGCAGGUAUUGCCAGGUAACCAUAACAUUGGGCUGCCUAUGGAAAAACUAGAUGGUGGAGCUUUGGCCGUUUUUGGCCAUCGCCCUUUCAUUGGUUUUGAAAAACUCAGGGAAUUUAGGGGGGCGAAAGCAUAAACUAAACUUAUUACUUGAUAAAUCUAACAGUUCUAAGGUCUUCUCUGGUCCAGUAAGGGCCAUUUUAAUUGUGUAUUCAAUGUUACAUAGAUACACUUGAGUAAUAUUUAAUAUUUUUUAUUUAGGGUCAAAACGCUGGAAAACGAAAAUUUAAUGUUGGAAGGAGCAAUUAAGAAAAAUCUUGUAGAAAAAGCGGAGUUGACAAAACAGCUAAAACAGCAGUAAGAUUUUAAUUACAGAUAAUAUGUUAACUGGGGUUUUAGCCAUUGAGCUCCAUAUAUAUCUGGAGUGCAGGUCUCGAAAUAAGUGCUGGUCAUUGGUCAUUGUCCGGUAAUUUGUUUCAUUUCGACGGGCAGAUACUGUAUCUUACCGGACACACAAUGACCGGCGAGUUUUUCUAAUGUGAAAAUGCGUUCCCGAGCGAAUUUUUGUUUCCCACAAUUUCGUGUUGACUGAGAAAAGUGGAAGUUUGUAAUCAUACCUGCACAAGUUCACUUAAAAUAGGUGUAAAUAAGAAAAUCAAAAGAUGACCAGGAAAACAUCCAUCUUGAAAAGCAAAUUUAAUAAUGCACCGGUCAUGAUGGCACCUUUCAGAUUUAUUUCGAGGCCUGCUGGAGUGAGAUCUCGAGUCAACAAGUGUUGCCAAGCAACAUGUUAUUAAGAAUUUUAGGGGGCAGAACUAACAGCUUUUUGGGCCUCGCUUAGGAAUAGAAUCCGGGGCCGUGUGUGAGUAUGUAACUACGAGGAGUGAGUAUCGUACUUCAAUUUUCAACCCCAGUCAUACAUUUUAGUUAAGCCCCACCCAAAUUCACCAGAAUUUUCAAACGAGAAUCCAGGGCCGUCGGAAUAAAUCUAAAAAUGCUUUUGCACUUUUCGGCUUUUGUUUGUUUUGCUUAAAAAAUAUGGCCUGCCAGUCUAAAAUUUUUGGCAGGUGAAAUAAAUUUUAGCCUGCCAUUUUAUUCAUUGAACUGCCAAAAUGCCCCAGCCCCCGGCUUCUGACGGCCUUGGAACCACAAACAUUUUGGCGAAUGACGGGAUGAACAGAUUAUUGUUUUGUGUUUUAUUAACUACAAAAAUGUUGCUAAUUAAUAAAGUUGUGUGCACAAUCUUCAAUAUCUACUACUAGUUUUUAAUUCUGUGUUGAUGUCUUGGUAGUCUUGAAGAAGUGCUAAGUUCUUGCCAAAUGUAAAUCCAGCAUCUUGGUGCUGGAGUAAAAAGAUACACAAUUAAAUUUGUGAAUUAUACUCUAGUUUUUAAGCUGUUCAUAUUAGAAAGGAGUCUGUAUUGGAUAGGUUCCAAGUUUAAAGAUUCGGGUUUUUUUCGGUUCCAAGUUUAAAGAUUCGGAUUUUUUUUCGGUUCCAGGUUUAAAGAUUUGGUGGUUUUUCGAUUCCAUGUUUAAAGAUUCGGGGGGUUUUCGAUUCCAAGUUUAAACAUUCGGGGGGUUUUCGAUUAAACAUUCCUGCUUUUUCCCUUCCUAGUCUUAAAGAUUCCUGCUUUUUCCCUUCCAGGACUUCCAGGUCUUAAAGAUUCCUGUUUUUUUCCCUUCCAGGUCUUAAAGAUUCCUGCUUUUUUCCCUUCCAGAUCUUAAAGAUUCCUGCUUUUUUCCUUCCAGGUCUAACCAAUACCAGACAAUUAAAUCUCCUGAUCGACAUAGGGC
This is a messenger RNA of Paramuricea clavata, 6877 nucleotides long. The record is from the annotation of a GenBank genome assembly. NCBI's taxonomy places the organism in Eukaryota, Metazoa, Cnidaria, Anthozoa, Malacalcyonacea, Plexauridae.